GCGACGUGUAUCUCUACACUUUAGCCCGCCCCAAUCAACGGUAUCAACUCGUGUGUGGAAAUAGGUCCGUGUUUGAGUUGAUGUAGCUAACACUAGGGAGUACCUUUCGGCGAAUAGGAUGAUGCUUGGAGUUGUUUACUUCUUUCGUCGAUUGUUUUUGGGGGGUCCUCGAAAAGAGUGUGGAAAGGCUAGAGGAAGCCACAUCUAAUUCGGCGACAUUGACGUUCGCUGAGACAAGCACUUCAAGUAAAGAGCAGAAUCCAGCAGCCCCAGCAUCGGACAACUAGCUAGCUAGAUAGUUCGUAGUUGUUAGCUAUCCACCUCUGUUAAACAACAAGGUGUCCCGGAGAGUAUUAUACCAAGAUUGCAGAUUGUUAGCGUGCCAAUUAGGACAGGAGUGCCACGGAGACCCAUACGGGCCUAGUGGUGCAGCAUGUGAUGACCCACGCCCAGAACAAAGGUUCUCUUAGUCAGAGUCGUAGCACAGUGACGCAGGAACACUGCCCCGAUAGGCCACAUGGUGAGACCAUGGGCGGGGCCUGGCCUGAGCGCACGCUGCGAUUCGGCAGGACCAUGAAGAAGGGCGGAACUAAGCGAGGAAGGGGCGGGGUUAAAGAGAUGAUGGACAGGAGGGAGAAGACUCCGGAGCGGAAUAGGAGGCGGAGCAGGAAAUCUUAUCCCUUACGAGGAAGGGGAGGUGCUCCGGAGGAGGAGGGACUUAGCUGUCACGUUUUGCUCACCCGACUGGAGAAGGACAUCCAGGAGCAGGAGGACACCAGUGAGAGGGGGAAUGAUUCGCCAACUCAACCGUCCGUCAAUCCUGAAUCCCGGAGCAAGAAACUGGACAAAGGAAAAGACAAAGCCAAGGGGAAAGUCCUGGCAAAGAAGAUGAUACCAAAAACUAAAUCAAAAAGCACCAGUGAUGAGCAGGGGUCGCCAUUUCCAGAGCCGCGUAAGCGACGGCUAGCUUCUCUCAACGCUGAGGCCGUGAACAGUCUGCUGUUGGAGAGACCUAACGAGACCCAGCCGGCUUCUAAACAGGCCAGGAGACAGCAGGAUGAGCCUACCAGCGGUGAGUCGUUCCUGGGGACAGAUGCAGCCAGGCGCGGGGUGACCGGAAGUCCUAAUGCUCCAAGAGCCAGCAGCAAGGCCUCCGCAUCGCACAAGCCUGACCCGUGCCAAAGCUCCAGGAAGACUAAGAAGGUCUCCAAGAAACCGGCCAAACCAGACAGAGGACAGAAGAAAGAGAUGAUGACUUUACAAAUGUUACACACCCCUGCUCCCCGACGGCUAGCUGGACUCAACGCUGCCACGCUGCUAAAGUUAACGAGCACCUCGGCGACUAGCAAACAGCGAUUGAAAACGACAUCAACGACUACAACGAUGGACUGCAAGGCUACGAGCACCGCAUCAGUUGACGUGAAGCAGAAGCAACCGCAACGGCGACCGAAUCUUAAAACGUGCAGCCGCCAGCCUAAGCAGAAGGGAAGGCAGUUGAUUCCAGAAGAGGUAGGCUGUUCUGCCUGCAAGAAGUCCAACUUCAAGAAGCCCAAAGUGGAGUGGGAGUCUGGCGGUUGCACCCACCGGCUAACCAAACCAGGCUACCAGUCGCGCAGCAUGCUAGCCUACCCGUUGAAGCCCGUUGUCAAAGAGGAGCAGGUGGAGUCAGAGCUGAGCCCAUACUACUGCUGUCCCCCGGAGGGCUCUGUGGAGUACUGCCAUCGCCUGGCCUUGUUCCUGGGUCAGCAGGCCUACGCCGACUCUGAAGAACGACCUUUAAACUCUGCCCUAACCUCUGUGAAACGGGAGUGCCUAGUGACGGCACCCUCCCAUCCCCACUCCCACGCAGCCCUGACCCUCAGCCCCCACCCCUGCCUCUGCACCGCCGACCCCGCCUGCUUCUCCAGCUACUACGUCCACAUCGCCCAUCCUACACACCCUGGAGCUCCGUCGGCCAACCUCAGCUCGCGACCUCUGAACUUUGGCUCCUCGACACUGUGUCCCGGCAGGGUGUCUGGCUCCAAGCUGCUGGGUCCUCCGGUGUCCCAUUCCUCGACGCUGGCCCAUCCUGCCUUCUGUGGCUCAGUGGGCACUCCCUGCUACAGCGAGGCCUGUAGGGUCAGCGGCUACACAUACAGAGCCAUGCAGCCGGUCAACAGCAGGGGUUGCUCUUUCUCCACAGGCUGCUCCGGGUGUACACACAGCAUCAAGACAGAGGGUUACUCCUCCCCCCAGGGUGACCACAACCCCUCCCUUCUGGUUUCUCCCUCACUCCCCCUCUCAGGCUGUCCCCUCCCUACCACCCCGUCCUCCACCCAGGCCAAGCCCCGUCUCCUCACCCCCCUGUCUGACCGCAGUGUGCCCCAGGCCAGGCUGAAGCUGGCCAGGGAGUGCCCUCAGGGCUCCAAGCCCCCUAACGGCUCUCUGUCCAUGGGGAGAACCAGGCUGUCCCAGAAACAGCCAGCUCCGACACACAACCUAUCUCCCGCCAAGCAGAAGCGGGUCAGCCACCGACGGGCCACCAACGGGUGGCUGCCUGUAGGAGUGCCCACAGAGAAAGAAGUGUUCAUUGCGGGGGAGGACGAGACGGCCUUACGGCAGUGUUAUGAAGGAGUACAGAGAGACGGCGAAGUGAUACGUGUCCGAGACACAGUGCUGCUGCGCGCCGGUCCCCGGAAGAAGUCCCUGCCCUACGUCGCCAAGAUAUCAGCGCUAUGGGAGGACCCCAAAUCUGGAGAGCUGAUGAUGAGCCUGUUCUGGUACUAUCGACCUGAACACACACAGGGAGUCCGAGACCCCAGCAUGCACUGUGAGAACGAGAUUUUUGCAUCUCGGCAUCAAGACGAGAACAGUGUGGCCUGCAUCGAAGACCGAUGCUAUGUUCUCCCAUUAGCGCAGUACUGUCGAUUUUGUGCCUUGGUGAAGCGGCGUGCAGAGGGUGUGCCCCCUGGCGCUGCCAGAGUGGUCCCCUGCCCCUCAGACUUCGACCCCCCCGACCACCGCCAGGUGCCCGCCGACAUAGACCCUGAACUGGUGUACCUCUGCCGCCACGUCUACGACUUCCGCUACGGACGCAUCCUGAAGAACCUGCAGUAGUGGACAGCAGAGCAGACAGACCAACCGUAGUGGAGCACACACACUCCUUCACAUGGGGCUGAAGGAUGAGAGGGGGAACCCCUGAAGGGUUUUGGGGGUCCCCUGAACUGGAUGGAGGGCUGCUGAAGGAUCAAGUAUUGGAGGGGGACCACUGAUAUCUGAAUCCCCAGAAUGGCGUUGAAGGAGUGGGUACUGAAGUACCUUACCCCCUUUUACAACUGUUACUAGGGAGGUGAAGUUUUGACCCCCUCAACUGGAACUAGAACUGUACUGGCUCGGACAGAAGGGAAAGAUCUGCUAGCUGUCCUGGUUAACCAUGUCCUGCUAUACCAGGGCUCAUCACCAUGUGCAUGGACAGCCAUGUUGGUGACCUAACAAGAGGAAGAACUGCGCUACCAGAGCCAUACAGUGCUCGUCAUGACGUUGAUGUUAGAGCCUGAUGUGAUGACAACGUUCUUCUUCAUUUGUGUUUGUCUCUGAGGCAGCUGUGAUCGAGAGGGCACUUGCAGCUUGAACACACACACAAUGAGGUUUUAUGUCCCUGGUGUGUGUGUGUGUGUGUGUGUGUGUGUGUGUGUGUGUUCAGUCUGUUGGCUACAGUGAAACCACAGGUGCAGGUUCACAAAGGAAGUGGAAGUCUCACCUUCCCUUCCUGCAUUGUCCGAACAGAACACACUAUUCUGAAGUACCCUCAGCGCUGGCUGAGUCUCUAAUCAUACCCUAUUCCCCAUAAAGUGCAUUACUUAGCAGAUAAAUGUUACCGUAGAGCAGGGUUCCCCAAUAGGCAGCCCCCCAAGUUUUCUGAACAAUUUUUAUUUAUUUAUUUAUUUCUAAAUACUGAUUGUUGUGGGACAUAAAAAAAACUGUAAAAUCAGCUCGAAGUGAUUGAAUUUAGGAAAUCUGUCCUCAAGUAUUCCCACUCAUAAAUGGAGAUGAUCAUAUCCCAGUGUAAUCAAGGUUUGAAAUUAUGUUUUUGUCAAAUACUAUAUCUGUUUGGGAUACUUGUGGUCAAUUUGCAGGGUACAAAUAAUUUAUAACCAUCUACUGGCUCCCCGACCAUCCGCUUAAGAAGAAAUUGUCCCUGGCUGAAUUGGGAACCCUGCUGUAUCGGGCUUUGGGCAAAGACAGGGCACUAUAUGAAGAAUAGGGUCAUGUGAGAUGAAAUCCCCCCCUGACCCCCUUUUUCUGUUCCUAAGAGCAGGACUCGUCAUGCUUUUGUCCAACGGUCCAAUGGAGAGCCCCCUUACUGUGGAGGGCUAACCUCUCCCAUGCUCUGCAUUGGCCUAUCAGAUGGAGGGUUGUUGAUGUCAGUGCCCACAUCUUUGGAGUGUUCAGAAGUCUGAAACAUUCCAGAACGUUCAAAUGGAAAUGUAACGUAUUGCAGAGACCAUUGGUUACUAUACAUGUCUAUCUUAACUUUCUGUAAUGUUGCACUCUCCUGAACGCGACCCUGUUGUUCCCAUGACUUGCCUUAUGACUUGCAGGUAGAGCUUUAGGCAGCUAGUCCCAUCCAAUUAGAAAUUGGAUGAGUAGAAUGGAAAAAGUACAAAACCACAGACAAAAUCCACAUAGAUUUCACCCCGGUCAACACUUUACCAUUGUUGUUUGAGUAUAACACUGAGAAAGGCUUGGUUUCCUCAGAGAUUCCCGAGUGAUAAGCAUUUUAUUCAACAUUACAACAUGGUACAUCCAAUAUGGCUGCUGGGCUACAUGUUGUGGAUCUUUGUCCAUUCUACUCAUUCUACUUCUAUCCCCCCAUCCCUUUCCAUCCUUCGAAGCUCCGCCCUCUCCAAGAUAAACCAAAGGAUGUCACGAAGCAGAGCACCACCACUCCUCUCCUUCUUCUCUUGUCCUCUUCCCGCCUCUCGUCUCCUCCCUCCCUUGUUAGAUUGCACUAAUCCAUUACUGAAUUACAACGUCUAUGAUUGUGUUCUGAUUUAUGUUAAGCUACUAAUAUGUUAUAUUAUAACUGGGGACAAUACUGUGUAUUAUCACUGUCUGUGCGCUUAGUAGAGAAUGGAAACUAAGGCUGUGUCAUGGCAACUUUUAUCAAUGCAUAACUACUUUAUGUGUUUUACUAUUAGAGACAUCCGCCAGCAUACUAUAUAUGUGUUACUUCAGGGGUGAAUGACCUUACUCCUAGCGAGCUACUGGGUAUGCAGGCUUUCGCUCCAGCCCUGCUCCAACAACUGAUUAGUAAAAGCAGGUGUGUUAGUUGGAGCAGGGCUGGAGCAAAAACCUGCAUAUUCAGUAGAUCUCCAGGAGGAGUGUUGGUCACCUCUGGUUUAUAUGUUACCUGCUAUCCAACCAACCUGUCAUAUCAUCUAAUGAAAUAAUAUGUACAAUGAAAAAUCAUUCCUGUAGAUUGUGGAUCCACACUGGUAUUAUUGUUGUUCAUCCACGUUGUCCAGGGGGUUCAGGUGAGUUGGCAUCUUGGUGUAACUCGCUGUGCGGAAUGACGUAAUGUGAUGUUCCGGAGGUUUGGCUUGGAAUCUCUGAAAAAUGUCCUUUUGAUACGCGUUAUUGAGAUGUGUUGGUUUUUAACCACAAUCAUUCAACAUUGCCUUGUAACCUUCUGCAGAAGUGUCUGUCCGUCACGUGUAGUCCUAGACAAGCGGCAGUGUCUGACUGAGUUAGUACUUCUUAAAACACUACCUUGGAUUGCUUUCUUACUGUGCAAAUGUUCUAUUGCUGGACUUUGUGCCUAAUCUGCAAAGUUUUGAAUAAUACCCAAAAGCCAUCUGAAACAUUUUCCAUUAUAACAGUUUGAAUCAUACCCCAAAAUAGCGACUAAACAAAGCUUGUAUCGGAUAAAUCAUAUAAAGGUUUAAAUUUAAAUAUUAUCAAUAGGUAUUUUGUUGCUAGUGGUGCCCAGAUUCUUUGAAAAAAAUAAUAUAUAUUCUCCUACUUUACAAUUUUUCCUUAUCGAAAAUAUUUUAUUAUGUCAAUUUCUUAAGAUGGCAUAUGCAAUAUAUUUUUCAGAGGGACUAUUUUUGACAAAUGUAUGUGUAAAUCAAGGAAGUAAAACUUUUUCAUUUUAUUUUAGCUUAGUUUUGAAUUUGAAUCACAAGUCAUAAAUUGAGAUUUGACCAAAAACCUGGAAGACGAGAAAUGGGAAGGGUUAGGUUAUGUUUUGGUUAAUUUCUGACUAUAAGGGUUGGUGCAAGAUCUGAGGUCCCUACCUAAAGGAUGUUGGUUACACUUUAUUUUACAGUCCAGUAUUCACUUGGGCCCAGAUUCACAAAACACUUCAUAAGAUUGUCACAAGUACAAUUCCUCAACAAUAUCUUAAGAUUGAAUGAUUUUCUUACGAACUUCUCAAAUAUCUUCUUACAAAUCAUCUUAAAAUGUUUGUUGCAAGGCAACCGUUUUAACUAGCUAUCUAGCUUGUAUGCCAAUGAUGUUAGCAUAUUUCUUCCUGAGAUUACUGUUCUAAAACAACAUGUUUUGGGGUUUAAAAUAAUAAGUUUGUGUGAAUUAAACAUGUUCAAUUGCUUUCAUGAGCUUUUUCCCUCACUGCCCUGAGUUUAAGACAAGGGUUUAGCUAUCUUGGAAUUAACAUUUCCAGGAACUUUAUUUAAGAAUCUAAUUUCUUAACUUUUUACUUAAGGAGAAACAUAAGAAAUUGCGCAAGAAAAUUUCCAAGAACCUUUUUGAGGAAUAGCAACUUUGCUUAACUUUCUUCUUAAGUCUAUAGUUGAGGAAGAAAUGUCUUCUUAAGACGAUGUUGUGAAUCUGAGCCCUGGUAUUUACUGUGAAUUUGCAUGGUUAAAUGGCAGUUAGUUACCUAAUAUUUACUUAGUAAUUACCUUUUAAUUUCUUAAGGAUUCAUUGGAAAAAGUAUAACUUGGUACCAAGUAGUUACCAACCUGAGUUGAAUUGUUUGAAAUAAUGACCAAAAGGCAGAAGGUGUCAUUUGAGACGUGACCUACUCUGUACUCUGCUGUGGUGUUACCACUUAAUAUCGUUCUGAAUACUAUAGAAAUACCAGCUAAAAGAGGACUGUAAAUAGAGUUUUAUGAAAUUAUUAAGUGUACAUAUUUGAACCCUGACUCUGUGACCCCUGACCCUCUGUAGACAGCAAUUGCACAGUGCAGUAGUAGUAUUUUUUUGCAAGACCUGUAGCUGAUGAUUAUAUUUAAAAAUGAAUACAUAAAUAUUUAAAUGGAGUAAACCAAUACAAUAUAUAAAGAUUUCAAUUUAACUUAUUUGGAUAAUGUGUUUUAAUUGAAAAAAGUCCUCUUGCUAAGACAUUUGUGGUCAAUAAUGAAAACAAUUGGUUUCUUGUUAUUAGUAAUUUAUGAGUUUGGAUAUUAAAUGAUUGAAUGGA
Messenger RNA from Oncorhynchus masou masou (cherry salmon), 7426 nucleotides. Its product is annotated as bromo adjacent homology domain-containing 1 protein-like. The transcript is spliced from 7 exons. Gene Ontology annotation, cellular component: chromatin silencing complex. NCBI's taxonomy places the organism in Eukaryota, Metazoa, Chordata, Actinopteri, Salmoniformes, Salmonidae. Gene Ontology annotation, biological process: negative regulation of DNA-templated transcription; heterochromatin formation. The record is from RefSeq and is a predicted model, not a curated record. Bases 439 to 3096 code for a protein of 885 amino acids. Gene Ontology annotation, molecular function: chromatin binding; transcription cis-regulatory region binding.